Messenger RNA from Durusdinium trenchii, 933 nucleotides. Lineage: Eukaryota; Dinophyceae; Suessiales; Symbiodiniaceae. The record is from the annotation of a GenBank genome assembly.
AUGCAGGCGCGCCUUCGCCCGCUGCCAGGAGAGGCGGUGCCACCCGAGGCUUUCCAAGAAGUCUCACGGCCGCUACUUCUCGCAGCCACCGGUGACGUGCUAGCCGCAGACAGGACCGGGCAAUCCUGCAGCGACUUCUGCGAGACGCGGGGAGCUUCUUGCGAAGCUUCGGAUCUCCUCUUUGUGAACCGCUGCGAGGCCAUGCGAGUGGCUCUCUUCUGCGAACGCUGUGAACGCAACCUGGGCUCCGACCAACCCGCCGUGGCCAGCCUUCGCAGCAGCCGAUCCUACGGGGCCUGUCUCUACAACGGCGACAUCUUGCAUUAUCCCAUCACUUGCGAGGCGUCUCAUCGCGAGACGCGGAGGUUGUGCGUUUGCCGCGCACCGCCGCGUGCUGGGCCGCGGCCGGCGGUCGAAGGUGAUGCCGGCACAACGCGGGUGCCGUCCGUAGUGUCCAAGAUGCUGCCGGGCCAAGCAGCUCAGGCGAGUGAAGCUGAGACAACGAGCGGAUGGGCAAACGAGCUUGGCACCACCAUUGCUCAAGACUCAUCAUCCAGCUCGGUGAGCGAGGCUGAGACUACAAUAGCUGCCAACUCCUCAUCGAGUUUUGCAAGCAAACUUGGCACCACCAUUGCUCGAGACUCAUCAUCCAGCUCGGUCAGCGAGGCUGAGACUACAAUAGCUGCCAACUCCUCAUCGAGUUUUGCAAGCAAACUUGGCACCACCAUUGCUCGAGACUCAUCAUCCAGCUCGGUGAGCGAGGCUGAGACUACAAUGGCCCCAGACUCAUCAUCGAGUUUGGCAAAGGAGCUUGGCACCACCAUUGCUCCAGACACAUCAUCCAGCUCGGUGAGCGAGGCUGAGACUACAAUGGCUGCAGACUUACCAUCGAGUUUGGCCCGCAGCAACGAGUCCACUCGCCUUCGGCUGUGA